GCCGACCAUGCAGUUCGAGGACGCAGACGAGGACGCUCUCGCCUCGCCGCAGCCGCCCCUCGCAGCGGGCCAGCUUCCGCCCACUGCCGCGCCCGCCCUCGCCUCCUCGCGAGCCGGCGCCACUUUCGUCGACGACGAGGCCAUGCCCGACGACGACGAGGCGGAGGAUGACUACGGCGAGUACGAAGACGACGAGGACGAGUGGGACGGCGAUGCUGGGCUCGACGAGGGCUUGCUCGCCGUCAUGGACCAGGACUGGGCCGACGCAGCUGGAGAUUUCACCAAGCGCUACAACCGCAUGAAGCAGCAGGUGCUCGUCUCGCACGGCCAGGGCUCCUCGGGCGCGACUAAGGCCGACGGCUCGUCCUCCUCGUCGUCCACCAACGCCAGCUCUCGCCCGUCGGGCUCGGUCCUCCCUGCCACCAACCGCGCGCGGCGAGCUCCCGUCGCCUCGUCCUCGCGCACGAACGCGGGCGCCGGCGGCCCGUCCAAGGCCGACAAGGAGGCGGGCGUCCACCUCGACAAGGUGACGGACCAGCUCGCGCACUACUCGCGGUUCGCGUCGCGCAUCGACCUCGACCCGCUGUGGCAGGCGCCGACGAGCGGCACGGCGACGCGCAAAGGCGGCUCGGAAAAGGUCCUCGUCAAGGACAAGAGCGACCGCGCGACCAACGAGCAGGUGCUCGACCCGCGCACUCGCCUCAUCCUGUUCAAGAUGCUCGGCCGAGGGUUGAUCGAACGCAUCGACGGGUGCGUGUCGACGGGCAAGGAGGCCAACGUGUACCACGCCGUCGGCCCGCCGGCAGAGGGCGCCGAGGUGCCUCAACUCGUCGACGUCGACUCGUCGGCGGCGCCUCCCGCCGCCGCCGAUGACGAGCCUGAGCCUUCCCGUACCACUGCCGUUCGGUUUGCGCCCGACACCGCCGCCGACGACUCGACGUCGGCGCCGCUCGUCGACCCGUCGUCCCAGGUCAAGCACAUCGCGCUCAAGAUCUUCAAGACGUCGAUCCUCGUCUUCAAGGACCGCGACCGCUACGUGACGGGCGAGUUCCGGUUCAAGGGCGGCUACGCGCGCUCCAACCCGCGCAAGAUGGUGCGCCUGUGGGCCGAGAAGGAGUUGCGCAACCUGCGCCGCAUGCGCUCGGCGGGCCUCAGGGUCCCCGAGGCCAUCGAGGUGCGCGAGAACGUCCUCGUCAUGGACUUCCUCGGCCAAGGCGGUGCAGACGAGUGGCAAGCUUCGCCGAGGCUCAAGGACGCCCAGAUCCCGCCCGAGCAGAACCACGCCCUCUACAUCGAGAUCCUUGUCAUCCUGCGCGCCAUCUUCUAUCGGUGCCGCCUCGUGCACGCCGACUUUUCCGAGUACAACAUCCUCUACCACCAGGGCCACCUGUGGGUCAUCGACGUCUCGCAGUCGAUCGAGCACGAGCACCCGGCCGCGUUCGACUUCUUGCGGUCCGACCUCAAGAACGCCGACGACUUUUUCCGCAAGCGCGGCGUCGACACGCUCGGCCUCACGCGCACGUUUGCGUUCGUCACGCGCGACGAGUCGCUCGCCGCGUCGGGCUCGGCCGCCGACGAGACGGACGCCGACGCGGCGCGCGAGGUCGAGCGCCUGCUCGGGCUCGCGGCCGACGAUGCGGCGCGCGAGGAGCGCGAGCAGGCACAGGCGCAGGCGCGCGGCGAGGAGGAGCAGCAGCGCCCGACGGCGAGCGACGAGGCCGUCUUUGCCCAGGCGUACAUCCCGAGGACGCUCGACCAGGUGUACGACGCCGAGCGCGACGUAGAAAAGGUGCUGAGGGGCGAGGGCAAAGGGCUCAUCUACGCCGACAUUACGGGCGUCGCCAACAUCCAUCUCGGCGGCGGCGGCGGCGGCAAGAAGGGCGACGAGGAGGAGGAGCAGGACGUGGGCGAGGUGGUGCCGGCGCCGGCGGCCAAGGUCAAGGGCGGGCGAGCGGCGGCGGGCGAGGAGGAGGGAGGGGAGGGGCUCGAGCGCUCGGGCGACGAGAGCGAGGGGUCCGAGGACGGGCCGUCGGACGAUGAUGAGGACGGCUCGGGCGACGACGAGGACCAGGAGCGGCGGCCUCGAGGCAAGAAGCACGAGGACAAGGACGACAAGAAGAAGCGCAAGCAGGAGACCAAGGAGAAGGCGCGCGAGAAGCGCGCGACCAAGAUGAAGAAGUCGGAGAAGGCGAGGCGGAUGAAGAAGUCGAGCGGCAAGCGGUGAGGGCGGCGACGGCUCGGCGCAGCGCUCCUCUUCCCUCUCUCUCCUCUCCUUCUCUAUCUCUAUCUCUAGAUCUCGGGCAUCUCGUGCGGGUCUCUCUCGGUCCUUGUUGUGUACACCUCCUUGCAAAGCACCUCGAGCUCA
This is a messenger RNA of Rhodotorula graminis WP1, 2365 nucleotides long. RefSeq lists its product as uncharacterized. Gene Ontology annotation, biological process: maturation of SSU-rRNA. The coding region runs from base 8 to 2224 and encodes 738 amino acids. Gene Ontology annotation, molecular function: protein serine/threonine kinase activity; ATP binding. NCBI's taxonomy places the organism in Eukaryota, Fungi, Basidiomycota, Microbotryomycetes, Sporidiobolales, Sporidiobolaceae. Gene Ontology annotation, cellular component: cytosol; preribosome, small subunit precursor. The transcript has 5 exons. The record is from RefSeq and is a predicted model, not a curated record.